CCACAGGACUUCAACUGCGGAGGAGAGGGACAUGUAUUAUUAUGGAAUGUUUUACACUUCUUUUCUUUAAACAUGCCCAAAAAGAAGCCUUUCAGCAAUAAACAGAAGAAGAAGCAGCUUCUAGAAAAGCGUCAGAAAAAGAGAGGGGAAGCUCCCUCAAGAACAAAACAACAUGCAACAUCAGAACACAGUAAUAGUUCUGAAGGUGAAGAAGACAGUCUUCAGACUAUACAGCUACACAGUCAACCAGCAUCACAGAAAGGAUCAAGGGAUCCAAACAAAUUUCUGAAGGAGUCGAGAGCAGAAAUAGAGGAGAGGAAGCAGAAGGCUAGAGAGCCAAUAAUAUGGGUUGCUGAGAAUGAGCUGGAAAAAUCCAUUGAAGAAGUCUACAGGCCUGGAUCAGUUCUUGAUAUGCCAAAAAGGCCUCCUUGGGAUUACAGCAUGUCCAAAGAAAGAGUAGAAAAGAAUGAAGAAAUGAUGUUUCAACAGUACAUAGAAAAGAUUUAUGCAGAGCACGACCGCUCUGAUUUGAGUUAUUUUGAAUGCAGUCUUGAGACAUGGAGACAGCUUUGGAGAGUGCUGGAGGUUUCAGAUAUUGUUGUUAUUGUUGCUGAUGUCAGAUUUCCGGUCCUACAUUUCCCACCAGCUCUUUACAACUAUGUAGUUCAUGAUCUGAACAAGCAUGUAAUUUUAGCUCUGAAUAAGAUUGACUUGGUAAAUCCUGAACUGGUAGUAGCUUGGAAACACUACUUUAAAUCAAAGUAUGAUCAAGUCAGCAUUGUAUGCUUUACAUCCUUUCCCAAGGAUGAAAGUGAAAGAAAAAGUCACCAAGAAAAAGUCUUAAGAAAGACCAAGAGAAGAAAAAAGCGUGGUUUUGCUGUUGGUCCACAAGAGUUGCUUGAAGAGUGUUCAAAGAUCUGUAAAGAUAGAGUUGAAUUGAGCAGCUGGGAAGAGAAAAUAGCAAGUCAAAGCAGAGGAUCAGAAGAUGAUGAAUCACCAUAUUAUGAUCAUGACAACUUUUCUGAUGAUUCUGAAGAGGAAGAUGAUAGCCAUGCAAAAAGUGAAGAUAUUCUCAGGAAUGAAUCUAUACUAACUCUGGGUCUGGUUGGACAACCAAAUGUUGGAAAGUCUUCAUUAUUGAAUGGACUGGUUGGAAAAAAGGUUGUAAGUACUUCACGGACUCCAGGACACACUAAGCACUUCCAGACCAUAUUCCUAACUCCUACGGUUAGGCUGUGUGAUAGUCCUGGCUUGGUUUUUCCCUCUCUGAUUGAUAAACAGCUGCAGAUCCUUGCAGGCCUUUACCCUGUAUCUCAAGUCAAAGAGCCUUACACUUCAAUUGGUUACUUGGCGGCAAGAUGGCCAGUUAUUCAACAGUUACAGCUUAUUCAUCCCAUAGAUAAUGAGGCUUUGAAUGAUGAGGAAAAGAGACAUGCUGCAGGAAGAAAGGACCAUCCUUGGUCAGCAUGGGAUGUCUGUGAUGCCUGGGCAGAACAAAGAGGAUAUUUAACUGCCAAAGCUGGAAGAAAUGACACAUAUCGAGCUGCAAACAGUAUCCUCAGACUUGCUGUGGAAGGCAAAAUACCAUUUUACUUUUAUCCUCCUGGUUUCAUCACUAACAAAGAUAAAUGGUUACAACAUCCUGAAACCAAAGCUAUAUCUGAGCUGCAAGAGAAAUACUCUCAAAGCAAAAAACAAGAAGAGGAUAAUUUGCUACAAUCACAAAGUGAAGAUGAGGAAGAUGAUAAUGAAAAUGAAACUAAAUCAGAUGCAGUUGUUUCCAAUAAUCCUUUUGCCCUUCUUUCUAACGAAUGAAAUGAUAAUGAUGCUCAAGUUUAAUAUAAUUAUUGCAACUACAAACAUAGAGAUAAAUUAUUUCUAUUAAUAGUAAUAGGUGUUGCAAUGAAAUACUGUACAAAUGUUAACUAAAGAUUGUUGGUAUUGAUAAUAGGGCGUUCAUGGGCAAAAGAUCCUAGAGUGAAGUUGUUUAACCCGUGAAAUAGAUAUUUGAUUAAUACACUUUAGUAGACCCUAAUUCUAUUGUAACAUUAUACUAGAAGUAAAAUAAAAAUGAGGAUCCCUGACUUCGUUUAGCCAUCAGAAUAUGUGGAAGUUCACCCUUUUUAUGGUAAAAACAAGCAAACAAGGUAAAMAKGAAAARCUGUCAAAAAUAAGUCAUAUUUUAUUGAAAAAAUAAAUUUGUUGUCCCCAUUUCUCACAGAAGACUAGAAAAUAACCACCAAAUAACUAGUUAGCAUUUGAAAUUUGUGUUCAAAAUUAGCACAAUAAACUGUUAUUGUGCUAUAAGUGUGGACUUGAAACUUAUUCCAUUUAUACACAAAUAUGUAAUUUCGAUUUGAUCCCAUCGUCAGCUUUUUAAUUUUUUUUCUCUAAAGUUAGGUAUCAUAAAGUACUUUCAAAAACCGGAAUAAAAAAGGGGGGUGCCCGACUUUGUUUUAGACCUAUAAGAGAUUAAAGAUGUUUUUAUAAAAUUUUGCUUAUCAAAACAUUGGAAUGACGUCAUCACAAAGAGCGCGUGCUCACUAAAUUCAUGCGUAGAAAGGAUGCGCACGAACAAYGUGCAUGAACGUCAUUAAGUACAUGUAGUAAUUGCCAAGAACUGCAUUACAUGCUGCUUGAUGUGCUUGUUAAUCUUUCAGGAAACAAUAUAUUGUAUCUACUUUAGGGUUGCCGAAGACAAUAGCACAAUACUAUAAGUUUAUUAGUAUGCCCCAACAGGGGUUUUAAUUACUAAUUUACAAUCAAGAAAAAGAAGAAGAAAUAAGGACUAAUUACAAAAUUCAGUUAUCCUAAUAAUUCUAUAAUAUCCUAAAUMUAAUCCUAAUUAAAUCUAAUCCUAAUAAAAUGAGACCCUCAGCACUA
This is a messenger RNA of Actinia tenebrosa (Australian red waratah sea anemone), 2883 nucleotides long. Its product is annotated as guanine nucleotide-binding protein-like 1. The record is from RefSeq and is a predicted model, not a curated record. Gene Ontology annotation, molecular function: GTP binding; GTPase activity. Lineage: Eukaryota; Metazoa; Cnidaria; Anthozoa; Actiniaria; Actiniidae.